AUGACAGAGCCAGAGUCGACUCAGGUGGCAGAGCAGGCGCAGUACCAGCCCGAGGCAUCGCAGGCGAAAGGGCACGGCCCGGAGACGGAGGCCGGCAAGCAGUUGCCGGUGCAGCCGCAACCGCAGCCAGAAUACGUCAACGGCAAUGGCGCUGCCGACCUGAAGAGCGAGGAAGCAGACCAGAAAUCCAAGGUUCCGGCACCGGCUCCGCCGCCGGAACCGGACAUGGACAACCUUCCGGCCAACCCGAUGCCAAAGCACCAGAACAAGCAUGCGACCACGAGCAUACGCGCCGUGAAGCGGCUGAAGGACGCGCGUCCGUUUCUGAAGCCCGUGGAUCCGGUCGCGUUGAACGUGCCCUUCUACUACAACCACAUCCAGCGGCCCAUGGACCUCUCGACGAUCGAGCGCAAGCUUGCGGUCAAUGCGUACGAGACGCCUGAGCAGGUUUCUGCAGACUUCAAGCUCAUGGUUGAGAACUGUGCCAAGUUCAACGGUCCGGCCGCGGCGAUCACGCAAAUGGCGCGCAACAUCGAGGCGAGCUUCGAGAAGCACAUGUUUCACAUGCCUGCACGCGACGAGCCACCCAGGCCGCGUGUGAAGCGGCGGAAACCAGAAGUGGACGCACCCGUGGUCAUUCGCCGCGCCGAGUCUCACAACGGCAGACCCAAGCGUGAAAUACACCCUCCCAGGUCCAAAGACAUUUACCCGUACGAAAACUCGAAGCCGCGAUCCAAGAAGCACCAGACGGAGCUCAAGUUUUGCCAGCAGUUGGUCAAGGAACUCAUGUCCAAGAAGUACGCGUCUUUCAACUACCCCUUUUUGGAGCCCGUUGACCCAGUGGCUUUGAACUGUCCCACAUAUUUUGACUUUGUUAAGGAGCCCAUGGAUCUGGGCACUGUCAGUCGCAAAUUGAACAACUGGGAAUACGGAACCGCGGAAGAAGUUGAACAUGACGUGCGACUGGUUUUCAAAAACUGCUACGCUUUCAAUCCUGACGGUACCAUUGUGAACAUGAUGGGCCACCGCCUGGAAGACGUUUUCAAUUCUAGGUGGGUCGACAGACCAAUAGCGGCGGACGAAGAAUCGGAGGAUGAGGAUAAUGCGGAAUCUGGUUAUGCCAGCGAAGAUGGUCGUGAGCCGGAAGAAAUUUACGAAAGUCUGAUGAACAAUCCAGCCAUCCAAUACUUGGAACAGCAGCUCGCGCGUAUGAAGGUCGAAUUGCUUCAGUUGAAGAAGCAAGAGAUCGAAAGAAUACGGAAGGAAAGACGAAUUGCUAAGGGAACCAAGCGGAGACGCACGGGUAAGAAGAGGUCUUCCAGUGACGCUACCAACGGGAGUAAGAAGAAGGGUAAAUUCAAGACCGUCGUCACUUACGACAUGAAAAAGAUCAUCUCCGAAAAGAUCAACGAUUUACCGCAGUCUAAGCUGGAAAAAGCGGUCGAAAUCAUCCGCAAAUCCAUGCCGGACAUUGGUAAAGACGACGAAGUCGAACUCGAUAUCGACAUGUUGGACAACAUGACCAUUUUAACUCUAUACAAUACCUUUUUCCGUGAGUUUGGUCCUAGCGGUGAAAAUGGGCUUCCGCUGGACGAGGAUACGGCAAGGGUUAGCUCGUUGUCACCGGGGUCGGGAUCUGGGUCAAAGAAGGGCAACAGACGGAGAAGCAAAGCCUUGAGUGAGGAGGAGCAGAAUAGGCAAAUUGAGAAGAUCAAGAACAAGCUUGCUAUCUUGGACGGCGCCUCUCCUGCAAGUCCUGGAACCUUUAGCGGGAUUGCUGAUAAUAGUUCCUCCGAAGAUGAUGAUGAUGACGAGAGCAGCGAGAGUGAAGAAGAGUGA
Molecule: messenger RNA, 1839 nt
Organism: Lachancea mirantina
Lineage: Eukaryota; Fungi; Ascomycota; Saccharomycetes; Saccharomycetales; Saccharomycetaceae
Source: the annotation of a GenBank genome assembly